Molecule: messenger RNA, 3255 nt
Organism: Effrenium voratum
Lineage: Eukaryota; Dinophyceae; Suessiales; Symbiodiniaceae
Source: the annotation of a GenBank genome assembly
AUGGAGGACCUGGGCGUGGACUCUGGCGGCUUCGGCCAGCUCAUCACCCAGAUGCGCACACGACCCAAACUGCACAAGGUGGACCUCCAGAUGCUCUUCGAGUACCCCACGGUGCAGGCGCUUGCACAGCAUUUGUCUGAAGAGUCUGAAGACUCGGACGACGAUGUGGUAGCAGACUUUGCGGGCGAGACCUUUGUGGAUGCUUUCUUGGCUUCCGUGGCGAUGAAUCCCCACAGCCUCUGCCGCGAGUCCCAUUGCGAAGCUUUGAGCUACCUGCAGAUGCAGAGGUUGGCCUGUGCCUAUCAGCGGCUGUUGCGUCGCGCCAAGCCACGCAGGCCCGAACCGGUUGCUAUCCUUUUGCAAGGAUACCAGCAGAUGGCUGCGAUGAUUGCAGCAUGCAUGGAGGGUUUCGCCUUCUGCUUGCUUGACACCACAGAACAUCUGGCGGAGCAGCUGCAGCAGCUGGGCCCUUGUGUCAUCAUGGCAGAGGCACAGACGCUGGCGGAGCUAUCCUGGAAGGCCCAAACCAGCGCCGCGUUGGUGGAUGUGAACAGCGCUUCUGCGCUCCUCACGCAACCGCCGCUGGCGAACCUCGGCGCCAAGGCGGAGGACGCCGCCUGCGUGGCUUUGGCGCCUGGCACCCACCCUUUGGUGCUGUCCCACUCGCAGCUGGCGGCUCUAGUGGAGGUCUGGCGCCCGCAUGUGACGCCUUCGAAGCGCGUGCGCCUCAGUGCCGGUUUGGGCACCUGCGCCAGGACGGUGGCCGCCGUGGCCGCGGUGAGCUGUGGGGCCACACUGGUGGAGGAGAGCCCGCAGCUCGUGAUCUCCGAGGUGUCUGGGCGAACUCCCAAAGCGCAGACCUUGGUGGUGGUGGGCCAGACGUGGUUCACCGCCGUGCCGGAAGCCCCUGUGCACCUUCCGCAGAGCGCCACCUGGUCCCAGAUCAGUCGCCUCAGCGGGCCGGCCUCCGCAAGCAGCCUGUCUUUGGCCACCGAGCUGGGGCCCUACAUGCUCGGCCGCGCCAAGAACAGAAGCUAUGGACCCCGCAGCUGGCCGAAGUUGUGUGCGACAGUGCAGGGCCUUGCGAUCUUGGCCCAGCCGGUGAUGGUUGCAGCACGGCUGCUCCUCGCUGAGCGGAUCUUGCUGCCCAUGAUCUUUGUGGCGCCCAUGUGGCUCAUAGCCAUCGCUUUGAUUGCAUUGCUGACCUUCGAGCAAUUUCUCCGUGUGUUCAUCCUGGUGGCCACAAAGUGGAUACUCAUUGGACGCUACCGCGAAGGAGAUCAUGACAUUUACAGCUUGUACUACCUCCGGCACUGGCUAGUGGAGCACUUGGCCAAGGGCACGCUGGUGGGGCAGGCGGCGCAUCAGGGGAGCAGCAUUUCCUUUCUCUUCUUGCGCAACCUCGCAUUGAAGGCCCUGGGCGCGAAGAUCCACUCCACGGCUGUGAUCACUGCGAGAUGCGUGGCCUACGACCUGAUCUCCGUGGACGCGCUCGCCACGGUGCACGGGCCAAGGCACCUGACUGCCGUAAACUACGGGGAGCGCCGUAUGGUGCUGCGACCGGUGAAGGUGGGCGCGGGCGCCUACGUGGGCCCCAACUGCACCUUGGAGCCAGGCUGCGAGGUCGCUCCCGCGGGGUACGUGGAGCCCCUGUCCACAGUGAGCAGCCGCAUGGUGGUGGAGAGCCGGGUGUCGGGCGUGCCGGCAAAGGUGGUGGGUCCCUUGGACCAGAGCCGCCUGGUGAAGCCGGAGGAGGUGCGGAGCUUCCGCCGCUGGGCGGCCGCGCUGGCCACGGGAUACUGGGUCCUCCUCAUCCCCAAGGCUGCGAUGCCCGUGCUGGCUGCGGUGGGCUUUCGACUGAUUACUUCCUUCUACAAGAAUGAGCCGCAGGUGAGCAGUGAGAUGGUGGCAGAUGAGCAGGUGGAUGCCUUGCCGUUGAUGUUCCUGGACCAGCUGAAGUGGAUCCCGGUCCUGGCCUUCGCCGUUUCAACGCUGCAGACGGUGAUGCAGCUCCUAGUAACAGUCGCCUUUUGCCGGCUGCUGCCGAAAGUUCAGCCUCCCUUCCAGCGCUCCCUGGUGAGCAUUCGCGCGCAGAUAGCUGCACUAAAGAUGUCUAUGGUGCUGCAGGCUUCGGAGAUGUUGGCUGAUGCCUCCAUCGUGCCGUGGUUCAUCCGGAUGUGCGGGGCAUCCUUCGGGCAUGGCUGCGCCAUGGGCUUGCAGGUGACUUUGCCGGAGACGCUGGAAGUGGGCCACAGGUGCUUCUUCGCUACGGGCAAUAUCCUGACCAGUGUGGACGUGGACCAAGGUCAAUUCAAAGUGCCUUGCAAGACAGUAAUGAGCGACCACACCUUCCUGGGCAAUCACAACCACCUGCCACAGGGCCUUCCGGAGGGCAGCUUUUGUGGUGUGGGCACUUGGCUACCGAAUCGGCCCACAGAGCCCAACAUGAGCUACUUCGGGAAUCCCGCGAUGAAGUUCCGCCGCCUCGCCAACCAAUCCGCAGGCGCCCGCCAGGGCCCAGAGCGCGCGAGUUGCUUGGCGCGGAUGUGGCACCACUUCAGCACCAGCGUCAUGGACGUGUUCCUCUACCGCGGCGUGCAGGGCAUGGUCACGGGCCUGGCCAUGCUCAGCAGUCGUCGCUUCUGCCCGGUGAUUGUGCACGUUUGGGAGCCUCUCGCCCUGCUGUUGGUCUACAUGGCCUAUGCCUUAGGCUCCUGGUAUCUCUUCUCAGUGGUGUUGGGCAACCUGCUCUUCAACAGGAGUGCUCCGCACAGCAACGCGUACUACUCCACCACCGUCACACGGUGGUUUACUGCGCUCACUGCGCAGCAGCGGGUCUUCAAACUGCCGUUUCAGACGGCGGGUAGCCGGUGGCAAGCUCCCAUCCUGCGCCUUCUUGGCGCGCGUGUGGGGAAGCGCUUCUUUUGCAUGAAUGAGCUGGUCCUGGUGGACGCACCCUUUACGGAGGUGGGGGACGACGUGACUGUUGAUUAUGACGGCCAGGUUCGAUGCCACUCCUUUGAGGAUUUCCGCCUCAAGUUCACGACCUUCAAGAUCGGCCACGGGGUGACCAUCAUGACAGGUGCAAGUGUUGCCAUGUGCGAUGCCGGAGAUGGAGCGACAUUGCGCCCGGGCAGCCUGACUUGGAAAGGAAGCAACCUGGAGCCGGGCGGCAUCUAUGAAGGCGCGCCAGCGGCUCUGGACCUUGAGCGAGGUCCAACUCUCUUGAGCAAAGCACCGAUGGAGGUGAAAUGA